This is a messenger RNA of Monopterus albus (swamp eel), 1573 nucleotides long. It is a transcript of the gene rnd2, whose product is annotated as Rho family GTPase 2. Gene Ontology annotation, biological process: small GTPase-mediated signal transduction. Lineage: Eukaryota; Metazoa; Chordata; Actinopteri; Synbranchiformes; Synbranchidae. The record is from RefSeq and is a predicted model, not a curated record. Gene Ontology annotation, molecular function: GTPase activity; GTP binding. The coding region runs from base 23 to 718 and encodes 231 amino acids. The transcript has 5 exons.
ACACGCCUCUGACGGACAAACCAUGGACAGUCUAGGCAGCCGCUGUAAGAUUGUGGUGGUCGGGGACACGCAGUGUGGGAAAACGGCACUCCUGCAUGUUUUUGCCAAGGACUGCUAUCCAGAGAACUAUGUGCCCACAGUGUUUGAAAACUACACAGCCAGUUUUGAGAUAGACAAGCAUCGGAUUGAGUUGAAUAUGUGGGACACGUCAGGUUCCUCUUAUUACGACAACGUGAGGCCACUGGCGUAUCCUGAUUCAGAUGCGGUUCUCAUCUGCUUCGACAUCAGCCGCCCAGAGACUUUGGACAGUGUCAUAAAGAAGUGGCAAGGAGAGACGCAGGAGUUUUGUCCCAACGCCAAAGUGGUGCUGGUGGGCUGCAAGCUGGACAUGAGGACAGAUGUCAACACCCUAAGGGAACUCUCCAAGCAGCGGCUCAUCCCUGUCACCCACGAGCAGGGGAGCACGAUAGCUCGACAGAUGGGGGCGGUGGCCUAUGUAGAGUGCACCUCCAAAGUUUCAGAGAACAGCGUUCGAGAUGUGUUCCACAUCACCACCCUCGCGUCAGUGCGGCAGCCGCACAAGCCACAGCUAAAACGCAGCAGUUCCCGCAGAGGCCUGAAGCGAGUUUCACAGCUGCCCCUACCAGGUCGGACUGACCAAAUGGACCAAGCCCCGGCCAUAAGGAAGGACCGGGCCAAGAGCUGUGUGCUCAUGUAGAGAACCAGUAUUACAAAUAUACAUAUGUAUAUGCAUAAACACAGAAAUAUAUAACAGAGGAAGUCUAUUUAUUGUAUUUUGUUGUUGUUUUUUCCUCAUUUUCAUUUUUUGCACUGCGGAAGAGAGGAAAAUAGAAAACUGCACUGUGGAAACAAAUGCUUCAGAUUUUUUUUUUUUUUUUUUUUUGUUGUUGCCUGUGUGCAUAUUUUCUAAACUGUUUAUAUAUUUGUGUUUUGAAAUGAUGGCAAAUCAGACUAACCCUCCGAACACAAGGAGGCUGCGACAGUGGGAGUGCCAUCUAGUCCCUGGUAUUAAAAAAGUAAUGAAUUUCCUGAAACCUCAAUAAGAGGAUGUUACAGCGGCAAAGUGAUGGUGAGGAGACUGAAGUGUGUGUGUGUGUGUGUGUGAGUGAGGAGAAACAUGUUGAAGCAGAACACUUGAGAAAGAAGCCUGGUGUUGCUCGGCGGAUGUGAGGACCAGUUAUUCAGCCGGCUGCCUGAAGCUGCUUCCUGUUCGAGAGGAAACCUUGUAUGUACAGUAAUGUUGAAAAUUAAUUCUAGCAUUGAGGUGAAUGGUGGUGCAAACCAAACUAGGAGCUAGAAAUGAGAUUUUGUAGCACUGACUGAAAAAUUGUGAGUGUUUGUGUGUUGUGUGUGUGUGUGUGAGAGAGAGCAUUACUACCACAAGUGCAUUUUAACACUAUUUUUCCUCAACAACUCCCAACUGUGUCAGUUUGAUUCACUCAAAUGAAUGCCAUUGUCACCGUUUUAAAGAUGUAUCUUUGUGGAAAAUAAAGUGGUAAAAUGUUAGGGCUAUUUUGUUGUACUUUCACUAAACACUUAAAUAAAACAGCAG